AUGAGCGUUCAAAAAGUAGAUAAUCCUCAAACUGAUGAUACUGUUGAUAGUACAGUUAAGAAUGUUUUAAAUAUAUCAUCAAGAGUAAAAGGUUUGCAUAAAUCUCAAGAUAACAACAAAAAAGAAGUUAUAGACAACAAUGUUGAGAGCGUUGUUAAGAAUCAUCUAAAUGGACAACCAAUACAAAUUGUUCCAUCGUUGAAUGAGGACGAAGAUAAGAGUACUCAAUCAAGUCCAUUCUAUGAUAAAGAAAAAGAUAUGAUAGAAGAUGGACUCAUCCAUGAGCAGUCAGCAAUUUUUGAUGAAUUCUUACCUAACGCAUCAGAUUUAGAACUUCUUAUCAAACAAUGUGGAGAAUUCGGAUGCUUUCAAUGGACACAUUUCUUUUUCUUAUUACUAUUAGCAACGUGUGGCGGAGCAUGCUCAUUCUAUUACGUGUUCGCAGUAGCUCUGCCACAAUAUCGUUGUCAAUUACCGAAUGCUGUAUGGCCGAAUGAUCAUUUUCAUCCCCAAAAUGAAACACACGCAAAUUUAAUUCAUCAAUGGAUACCGAAUAAUGAAUUUUCAAAUUGUUUUAUGUACACAUCAUCAUUUGACAAUCAUUUACCAAUUAAAUGUUUGAAUUGGACAUAUGAUCAAGGUACGUAUGGAUAUACAUUCACUGAAGAACAAAAUUUAGUUUGUUCUGAUGGACCAAAACGAAGUCUGAUAGCAGUAGCAAUGUCAUUUGGACUGACGUUUGUUAUUUUGACGGGAAGAUUGUCCGACAGUAUCGGGAGAAAAAAGACGGUAACUAUUGGCUUAAGUUUAUUUAUUGUGUUUUCAAUAAUUACACAAACAAUACUUCAACUACGAAUACUAAACGAAAAGUAUCAAUUUAUUCUAUUAUUCGUAAAUCAACUACUUACUGGCGUGACAUGUACCUAUUUCACAGCGGCAUACAUCUUAAUCAUGGAAUUAUCGACUUCGAAAUAUUCAAGUUGGGGUGCGUCAUUGUUCUUAAUUGGUUAUACCCUUGGUGAGAUUAUUGUAGCAUGUUUGGCUUGGAUAGUGAAAGAUUGGCUACUGUUGAAAUGGUCUAUUACAAUAUAUGCUGCUCUCAUCUCAUUACCAUAUUUCUAUUUUAUGCCCGAAUCACCGCGGUGGUUAUACGAUAAACAACGGUGGCCACAAUUACAACAACUUCUACGGCGUAUAGCAAAAGCUAAUGGGCGAAAAGAUGAAAUGUGGCUGUCAUCCUGUCCAACAGCUAAUAUUCCUAAAGAACGAUCUACUUCGAACACCGUAAGUAUUGCACAAGCAAAAUCGUGCACACAAGAACUUUAUUUAUUAUUUACGAAUCGCGGAGCUGUCAAACGUUUAUUUGUGUGCUGUCUCAUAAGUUUUAUUACAUUAUUAUUAUUUUUCAAAAUCGGUUAUGGUUUAGGAACGUUAAAAAUAAAUCCAUAUAUUUCAGUUAUUGUAGGCGCCGUGGUGGAGGCGCUUGGUUAUUUUACAGGCGGAUAUUUGAUCAAAAAAAUUGGUAGAAAAGCCACGUUAAUCAUAUUUCUCUCAAUAACAGCGAUAUGUAUAUUAACAACAAUACAUAUUAAUAAUAGAUGGAAUGUAUUUAUAAUCUCACAAUUAGGAAAAUUUACCAUAUCAGCAGCUGUAUUCAAUACUUGGGUUUGGACUCCGGAAUUACACCCAACACCGAUUCGUGGUACUGGUACGGCAAUUGUCGAAUCGAUGGGUCGAGUUGGAGCAUUGCUCGCGCCCGUUAUCGAUGCUACAAGUACAAGAAAAAGUCAUCAACAAAUCACAGCGUAUAUAUACUCCAUGAUGGCAGUCAUUGUUGCAAUACUUUCAUUUACAUUACCCGAAACCAAAGGCAGACCAUUACCCGAAUCAUUUGAGGAAAUUGAACAAUGGAAAAAGGAAAAAUCGGUUGUAGUCUCUCAUUAA
Molecule: messenger RNA, 1944 nt
Organism: Didymodactylos carnosus
Lineage: Eukaryota; Metazoa; Rotifera; Eurotatoria; Philodinida; Philodinidae
Source: the annotation of a GenBank genome assembly